AUGGCCGACAUCCCAUUCGAUCAACUACCAGCAACAUUUCGGGAUGCGGUGUAUCUUGUAUCGACCCUUCAGAUCGAAUACUUGUGGAUCGACUCUCUCUGUAUUGUGCAAGAUGACCCCAAGGAAUGGCUUCGAGAGUCCGAAAACAUGGGAUCGAUCUACAAGAACGCCACACUGGUCCUCGCUGCUGCUGGCUCAAGGGACUCGACCGAGGGAUUGUUCAUCGCAAAACGCCCUCACCCCGAGGUUUUCACUCUACCAUACUCGCCAUACUCUCUCAUCACGGGAAGAUCUGAAUCUUCACAAGGAGAAUAUAAGUUGGCGAUACUCCCUCAAGAGCCUGCGGCCCCAUCGCAUGGCCCACUACAUCAGCGAGCUUGGGCCUAUCAAGAGUGGUACUUCGCCAAUAGGAAAGUCUUGUUCAUGCCAGGGGGCAUGUCAUGGGUGUGUUCGCAUCGCGAGUAUAACGAACAAUGGAAUUACUCAAAGCCUCAAGUUUUUUCAAGUUCUUGGUUGGCACUGUUGAGCGAAUACACCGGGAAGGUCCUCACCUAUCCUUCCGAUCGACUAGUUGCGAUCCGCGGCAUUGCGACUGAGACAACUGGUGCAUCUAACUUAUUCCGCCACAUGUUCACAGACGAGAAAACCGCAUCAGCUGAAAAUAACGUGGCGGGAGGCAGGCCGGCUCUCGAGGUCAUUAAUACUAUGUUCAAGUUCGGCGUUUGGAAAGCACAACUGCUCGAACAACUUCUUUGGCUGCCGAUAGAAAUGUCUAGUGACGAUGAGUAUCUGCCAGAGCUGCCAUCAUGGUCCUGGGCAGCCUCAGGGGGUGCGAAAAGGUGGCCCUUGGGGACCUACAACAGCAUCCCAAUUAGGCCAGAGAGCCGGGACGAUAUCGCGAACCUGGAGCUAAUGGACUCGGGACUGGUACAAGCAAAGGGUCAAAUGCUCAGCGUUGAGCUUACUCCGCUGCAAGAAUGCUGUGUCAAUCAUCUGUCCGAGGAGGUGACACAUGCCAGCAUCGCGUCGAGCCUACAAAGAUCUGAAAAUAUUGAGCUGGCGUUCUCCGCACUCAACUCUGAAGAACCAGGUAAGAAGAUGAAAGAUUACCUGAUGCACGAUUCAUACAGUACAACGGAUGGCAAGAUUAUUGGGGUAGCAAGGCUUGAUCAAGAAUGCCCGACCCAUAACAUCCAGUUCCUCGUCAUGGCUUCGGUUCGCCGGCCGAUUUUUGAUAUAUGGUAG
Colletotrichum aenigma is the source of this 1245-nucleotide messenger RNA. RefSeq lists its product as uncharacterized. The coding region runs from base 1 to 1245 and encodes 414 amino acids. The transcript has a single exon. The record is from RefSeq and is a predicted model, not a curated record. Lineage: Eukaryota; Fungi; Ascomycota; Sordariomycetes; Glomerellales; Glomerellaceae.